AUGCCGCGAGUUAAAAGUGUUAGGUCGCUGUCGAAAAUCUGCGUUGAUUUUAUAUUGGACAAUGAAAAUUACUUUCAUAAAAAAGUCGGUAUGGGCUCACCAGAUUUAGAGGAAAACACGAGCAGUCCGUUAGAGCAUUUGCCCACAGUUGUGUUGGAAGAACUAGCCAAAGAAUUCAGAGAAAAGAAAUUAAACAAAUACUCUUUCAGCAUUAACAAAGUAGAAUUUGUCGAGCUUAUGAUAACUCCGCACCUACGAACAUUGGAUCUUAAAUGUUGGAGAGGAAAUAUCAAUGUGCUCCGAUUAGCUGGAUCAAAGAUUCCGGACUUGAAGACGUUAGUGCUUGGUUAUUCCAGUGAUAGCAAAUACUAUGGAGAAUUUUUGAAUUGCAUUCCAAAGUUUUCAAAGCUUCAAUUUUUGGAGCUGUCACUUUCUGGAGCUGGAGACGAUUGCUUGAAGCUUCUUGGAACCUACUGCACAGAAUUGAGAAAACUAUAUGCCGGAUACAGCGAUGUGUCAGAUGAUGGAAUUCGGGGGUUGUGCGUCGUUGGAAAUUGCAAAUCCAUCUGUGCACUAGUUCUGGAGGGAUCAAAAGUAACAACUAAAGGGAUUCAAUUGGCACUUUCAAAUUUACCCGAGUUACAGGUAUUGUAUCACACAUCCCUUCUCGAAUGUCUCGCAGAAAUAGCUCAAAAAGCUGUAGAUGAAAAGCGGCUGAACAUGCCCAAAUAUUCAUUGUCAUCACUAUACAUCCUCGAAAACACCAUCUAUAAAAAUCAAAGUCUAGAACUAUCUGUCCUUCUGUGUCCUAACAUAACAAAGGUUCACAUUAUAUGGCGAGAAGGAAGAUUGACUGACGCUGAUAUUCUGAGCCUACGUUCACUUGAGAAUCUAAACACUCUUGAAAUCAAACACAACGCAUUCCUUCCAGGUCUUACAUUCGAUGGAGGUGUUGCUCCUCUUCUCCAGACUGUUGGAACUACACUGAAGAAAUUGAAUCUAAAAGGAUUCUUUAAUGAUGUAGAUAUUCAGGCCAUCAUAGAGUCUUGUCCUAACUUGCAAUCUCUGACUGUUUCAGUCCAACGAUUAAAGACGACCUGGUCGAAAAGCGAAGAAAUGCCAACAAGAAAUCCUGCGAGUGAUCAACUCGCGUUCCUGGAUCUGUACGGAUCGGUAACUACCGAAAAUCUAGUCGCCCUUUUGUCCUCACCUUCACUUGCCCAUGUUCGUUUAUCGAAUUGUCCUUCUCUUACUGAUGAAAUCCUUCAUGGAGCAGCCAACCAACACUCUUUCCGAAAUCUCGAGUACUUUAAAUUAUAUCACUGUCCAUCAGUUUCUAAAAAAGGGAUUGAUAUUCUAUUUCGAGACACAAAUCCCCUAAAAGAAAUCCAUUUAGCUUGGUGUGAAAGAAUCAAACACAAAGAUUGGAUCACUUGGAAGGAAUUACUGGAUAAGCACAAUUGGGAUUUGUUAUUGUCGCAUCAGUUAUUUUAG
Daphnia pulicaria is the source of this 1494-nucleotide messenger RNA. RefSeq lists its product as uncharacterized. The transcript has 4 exons. Gene Ontology annotation, cellular component: SCF ubiquitin ligase complex. Lineage: Eukaryota; Metazoa; Arthropoda; Branchiopoda; Diplostraca; Daphniidae. Gene Ontology annotation, biological process: SCF-dependent proteasomal ubiquitin-dependent protein catabolic process. The coding region runs from base 1 to 1494 and encodes 497 amino acids. The record is from RefSeq and is a predicted model, not a curated record.